This is a messenger RNA of Paramisgurnus dabryanus, 7882 nucleotides long. RefSeq names its product microtubule associated serine/threonine kinase 3b (gene mast3b). NCBI's taxonomy places the organism in Eukaryota, Metazoa, Chordata, Actinopteri, Cypriniformes, Cobitidae. Gene Ontology annotation, biological process: intracellular signal transduction; peptidyl-serine phosphorylation. The record is from RefSeq and is a predicted model, not a curated record. Gene Ontology annotation, molecular function: ATP binding; protein serine/threonine kinase activity; magnesium ion binding.
CACAGGAGAAACAACCACAACACACCAAGCAUCUUACUCAAAACCAUGGACUUAUUUUGUUAUCCGACACAAUACACUUUUUUUAAUCUAAGGAGGCAAAUAAUUAACUUUUUAUCGGCUAGGGGGCAAAAUUUGAAGCUUUAAACAAAAUGAGGACAUAUAAACUUUGACCAAGUUGAACUGCGAGUCCAGCAAGCAGCAGCGUGUCGCACAAAGACGCAUCAGCCGAGAUGAAGCACUGUGAGCCAGACGCGUUUCCAUUCGUCUCCCCCACGGACUUAUGAAUCGCUCGUGGUUCGACCCUUCUCUUGGCUUUUGUAUUUCGGUGUUUCUUGGACCGUUUACACUCUAAUCGUACGCGAUUAUGUCUGAUCCAAGUUACUGGAGCGCUGUGCCUGGCAGUAGCAAAGCUCAUUUUGUGACUGGUGCGAUGCUCAAGCGAUCAAAAAGCUGUCGCAGCAGUAAUAGAAAGAGCCUUGGUGUUGGAACGCCGUCACCAACCCGCCCUCUCUCACCUCUCUCUGCCCACACAGCAGCAAGCAGCCCGUUGGACAGCCCACGAAAUGUGUCCACGGCCAUUUGUUCCCUCAACUUCCCCUUCGCCCGGAGCCACCUGGCUCGAGCUGACAGAGCAGAAGGUAGAAGGUGGUCGUUGGCUUCACUUCCAUCCUCUGGUUAUGGGACCAAUCCUCCUAGCUCAACUGUCUCAUCAUCUUCAUCGUCUCAAGAACGACUCCACCAGCUUCCAUACCAGCCUACACAGGACGAGCUUCAUUUCCUUUUCCGACACUUCCGAAGUUCUGAAAGCAUGACUGAUGAAGAUGGGCGGCCCUCCACAUUAUUGCGACCUCGGUCACGUAGCCUCAGUCCUGGACGAACAGGUGCCUCAUUCGAUAAUGAAAUUAUAAUGAUGAACCAUGUCUACAAGGAGCGCUUUCCAAAGGCCACUGCUCAAAUGGAGGAGCGUUUGUUUGACAUCAUCAGGCACUGUUCCCCAGACAGCAUGCUACCACUGGGCGAUGGAGUUUUGGGAUUUAUUCAGCACCAGCUUGCAGAGCUGGCCAGAGACUGUCUGGAUAAAUCCCAAAACGGUCUCAUUACGUCUCUGUACUUCAUAGAGCUGCAGGAUAAACUGGAAAAGUUGCUGCACGAGGCUUUGGAGCGCUCGGAGAGCGAAGAGGUUUCAGUUAUCACUCAACUUGUGAAAAAGAUCCUGAUUAUCAUCUCACGCCCUGCACGACUGUUGGAGUGUCUAGAGUUUGACCCUGAGGAGUUCUACCAUCUACUAGAGGCAGCAGAAGGUCAUGCGAAGGUUGGCCAGGGCAUCAAAACUGAUAUUCCCAGAUAUAUCAUCAGUCAGCUGGGGCUUAACCGAGAUCCCCUUGAUGAAGUUGUUCAGUUAGAAGAGCAGUAUGAUUCAGGUCCAACGCUGACGAUUGAUUCUGAAGAAUCUGCAGAGCAAACUAAAUCAAUACCGACACCAGCACGCAGAAAACCUCUGGAGAGUGAUUUUGAGACCAUUAAACUCAUCAGUAAUGGGGCUUAUGGGGCCGUGUAUCUGGUAAGGCAUAAAGAAACUCGCCAGCGAUUCGCCAUGAAAAAGAUCAACAGACAAAACCUGAUUCUGCGAAACCAGAUACAGCAGGCGUUUGUGGAGCGAGACAUCCUGACGUUUGCAGAAAACCCCUUUGUAGUUAGCAUGUUUUGCUCGUUCGAGACACGCAGACACCUGUGCAUGGUCAUCGAGUAUGUAGAAGGUGGAGACUGUGCCACGCUGCUGAAGAAUAUGGGACCACUUCCUGUGGACAUGACCAGGAUGUACUUCGCAGAGACGGUACUGGCACUCGAGUACCUACACAGUUACGGCAUCGUGCACAGAGAUCUCAAACCUGACAAUCUCUUAAUUACUUCCAUGGGGCAUAUUAAACUCACUGACUUUGGCCUCUCCAAAAUCGGCCUCAUGAAUAUGACCACCAAUCUGUAUGAAGGCCACAUAGAGAAGGACACCAGGGAGUUCAUUGACAAGCAGGUUUGUGGCACUCCGGAGUACAUCGCACCAGAAGUGAUUCUGCGACAGGGCUAUGGUAAACCUGUGGAUUGGUGGGCCAUGGGUAUCAUCCUGUACGAGUUCCUGGUGGGAUGCGUUCCUUUCUUCGGAGACACACCCGAAGAGCUGUUUGGACAGGUGGUGAGCGAUGAGAUUAUCUGGCCAGAUGGAGAUGAAGCCCUUCCUGUAGAUGCCCAAGACAUGAUCACACGAUUACUGAAGCAAAGCCCGCUGGAGAGACUUGGGACAGGUGGAGCUCCAGAGGUGAAGCAGCACAUGUUUUUCAAUGGACUGGACUGGAACGGACUCCUGCGUCAGAAGGCCGAAUUCAUCCCUCAGCUGGAGGCAGAUGAUGACACCAGUUAUUUUGACACUCGAUCUGAACGCUAUCACCAUUUGGCUUCAGAUGAGGAUGAAGAAACUAACGAUGAAGAGUCUUCCCUUGAAAUACGCAGAUUUUCAUCUUGGUCAAAUCGGUUUAGCAAGGUGUAUAGCAGCACAGAGCAUCUGGCCACCCCAUCCAACCUGAGUUUCUCCUCUGACCGCAGUCACAGUGAGGAGAUAGAGGACCGAGCGGAAGGGAGAGACGCUAACCUCCCUGGAGAGAUUCAAUGGCAGGCCUCCUCCUCAGACAAGAGACUCUCUGCUCAGAGAGCUGGCCUGCGCCCUCGAGCUUCCUCCAGCUCCUCUCAGCCCGAGCGUGCUGUCAGCCCUCUAGUGGCGAGCAGCACACACAGUCUGGAGGCUAUGCCCCGAUUCGCCCUGUCCACAGAUGAUGAGGCUGAGGUUGUGGUAUCCAACCUGCGACGAAUCAGACUACGUAGCAACAGCACAGGAACGAAACACUCGUCGCCAAGGGAACAAGGAAGCCCUCCGUGCUUUGGGAACCAGCUGGAGACGCCCGAUAGGCAGCGUCUCUCACCAGGACGCAAAGUCCCCAAGUCUGCGUCAGUGUCCACCCUCUCUCUCAUCAUCACGCCAGAUGAUGGGAGUGGCAGCCUGCACGCACGCUCCAUCUCGCCCCGAUCAUUUUCCUCUAACCCAUCAUCUCGAGACUCCUCCCCCAACCGUGACCUGUCGCUCAGCAUCAGCAGGCUCCGCCCCCCAAUCAUCAUCCACAGCUCUGGAAAGAAAUUCGGCUUCACCCUGCAGACCAUUCGUGUUUACAUGGGCGCCAGUGAUAUUUACACAAUACACCACAUGGUGUCGGGUGUGGAGGAGAGCAGUCCGGCUCAUGAAGCCGGCCUGCGAGCGGGAGAUCUGAUCACCCAUGUGAAUGGAGAAUCUGUACAGGGUCUGGUGCACACAGAUAUGAUGGAGCUCCUGUUGAAGAGUGGGAACCAGGUGUCCCUUCAGACUAUCGCCCUUGAGGACACGUCUAUAAAGAUCGGGCCGGCACGCAAGAGCAGCUGUAAAGGAAAGAUGGCCCGACGCUGUAAGAGAAGCAGAUGGAAGGACAGUCAAGAUCGGAGGCGCAGCGUGUUGAAAAAGCUGUCUAAACAGAGCACAGUCAUGCAUAGCAGUCGCAGUUUCUCCUCUGGUCUGCAUCACUCUGUGUCGUCCAGCGAGAGUCUGCCGGGAUCUCCCACCCACAGUCUUUCCUCUGGACCCACCACACCUUGCCGAAGCCCUGUUCCAGAUCACGCAGUCGAUGCCGGCCUGUCCCAAAACGCACCUCAGUGUUCCAGCUCUCCAAGUUCAACGGCGGUCCAGAUGCGACCCAGCUCACUGCACGGCCUCGGGUCAAAACUUGCCAACCAGCGCUACAAUAAAGUAGUGAGACGGAAGUCCACCAGCAGCAUCCCGCCCUCUCCCCUGGCCUGUACGUCCUCGCAGCAGGCCCUAUCCCCCCAGCGCUCCCCCUCCCCCCUUCCCAGCAUCUCCAAAACCCUUCACCACUCCUUCCAUGGCAAGACCCUCUCGCCCCCCACAAUCAUCCGGCAUGUGGUCAGACCCCGAAGUGCAGAACCUCCACGUUCCCCUCUGCUGAAGAGAGUCCAAUCUGCCGAAAAGCUAUCGGGGGCCUUAUACGCUGAUAAAAAGCCGCACGCACCUCGCAGGCACACGCUGGAGGUCCCUCACAGCGAGAUGGACGUUCCCGGGGAAGCUGAAACGGAGACAGCGUACACGUUGGAUCACGGCAGGCUCGGUGGGUACUUGUGCGGGCAGCGAUUGAGAGACUGGUCCGGCGAGCGCAUGGAGCAGAUUGUGGUAAUGCGUAAACUGAAUCUAUCCGAGCGCCGGGAUUCCUUCAAGAAACAGGAAGCUGUACAGGAAGUGAGCUUUGAUGAGCCGGAUGACAGGGCGCCGCAGAGUUCAGCGCAGAACGAUGCACGGCCCAAUCAGCAGACUGAGUGGAUGAUGGGCAGUAUGCAGUCAGAGGAGGAGUGCGAGGUAAGGAGGAACCCGUUGGUUCCCCAAAUUGCCGUGCAGGGAUCUGAAAGUGAAGAGGCGGAUGAAUGGCAGCUUUGUUCAGAUGAGGAGGAUGAGGAAGAGGCGGAUGAAAAAGGAAACAUCUCACAGACUCUGAGUCAGGAUGACCCUCGGGCUCACAGCAUGGACAGGGACGCCCAACUCUCCUCGGCACCCUUGCAUGAGCCCACUGAGACGAAUACAGAUGCAUCCAAGCCAGAAAAACUAAAAGGGCAAAUUGAAAGAGAGAUAAACAAGUGAAAGUCUGUUAUCGCAGAGCUUCAUCUGCUCUUGCGUCUCGGUGCACCUGCUGAGACCAUUUGUUUGAUUUGUUACCACGCAGAAUUCGAACGGUUACAGAGAGAGGAUGCUUUAUUUUGUUACAUGUAAAGUGAAGUAAGCUAGUCUUAAGCAGGGAAUAUUUGUUUUUUACUUUUUAUUUAUUGAAGAGAUGUACUCUCAGCCAAAAAAAAGAAAACGCUGUGGUUGCUGCUGAGGAGGGACAUUGAAUUACUUAAUUUUUUAUGAAAAGGCUUAAAUCCGUUUAAUCUUUCAAGAGCUCAAGCUCUUCAUUUUUGCACAGACGCUGCGUCUAUCUUAAAAGCUGCAAGUGUAAAUGGUAUUCGAAUUAAAUUGAGAUACUGUGGAUUAGGGCUGCAAAAUGAUUAAUCGCGACUAAUCGUUUGCAGAAUAAAAGUUUAUGUUUACAUCAUAUGUGUUUACUGUAUAUAAUAAUAUUAUUUAUUUAUAUUUAUAUUAAUAUUUUUAUAUACAGUAAACACAUGCAAGUAUAUAUUUAAGAUAUGUGUAGAUGCGUAUAUGCAUUCGUAUAUUUGUAUAUAAUAUAUAUUAUAUAUAAAUACCUAAUGUAUAUAAAUAUUUUUUUAUUAUGCAUGUGUGUGUGUGUUUAUAUAUACAGUACAUAAGUACACACACACACACACACACACAUGUAAACAUAAACUUUUAUUCUGCAAACGAUUAGUCGCAAUUAAUAAUUUUGCAGCCCUACUGUGGAAUAUUAUUACAUGCUAGGAGUUAAGAGAGCAUUUAAAAAAAGUAUAGAUAAUUAAAAUAGUGUGUCUACUAUUUGGGCUUAAAUGAUACUCCAGAAAAAUAUGAAAAUGACCCCAUGAUGUACUCAUGCAUCUCAGAUUGCUUGACAGUAUGUCCAUCAUCUUUCAGACGAACACAUUAUUUUAGUAUAUGUCCAUGCUUUUCCAAGUUUUAUAAUGUUCGAAAACAGGGAUCAGGAAACAAAUUUCUGACUUUAAACACCAAAAAAGUGCAUUCAUCCUUCACAGAGGUAAUCCACAUGUCUCCAGUUGGUUAAUAAAGGUCUUCUGCUAUUAAUCGAUGUGAUUGGUUAAGAAAAAUGUCCAUAUUUUAAACUUUAUAAACUGUAGUGCCGCUGUUACCAGAAGCUAGUUAUUAUAGUUGAUAAAGUUUAAAAUAUGGAUAUUUUACGUGCAUCACAGACCUUUAUUAACUGUUUGGAGCCAUGUGGAUUAGUUCUUUGAAGGAUGAAUGCACUUUUUUGGGCUUUAAUGUCAGAAGUUGUUUCCUGAUCCCUGUUUUCUCCCAUUAUAAGCUUGAAAAAGAAAGUUUAGAGUUUACUAAAAUAAUGGGUUUGUCUGAAAGAUGAUAUGUAUCUCGGAUGGCUUGAGGGUGAGUAAAUCAUGUAAUUUUGAUAUUUGGCUGGAGUACCGUUUUAUUGUGGGAACUCUGAGAAUCAUAAAUUGACCCAAAAGUGUCCAAAAAAGUAGUUUUACACCAGGUAUAUUUUACUUUUUUAAUAUGAAUUUGUUUUAAAAGUAAAAUACUCUUCUUAAAGGGAUAGUUCACCCAAAAAUGAAAUUUCUUUGUUCUGCUGAACACAAAGGAAGAUAUUUGUAAUAAAACAGGAAACACUAUUGACUAGUUAAAAAUAUCUCUCAAAAUAUCUUCCAAAGAAAUUUAAAUAACAAAUUUUCUUUUUUGGGGGGUGAACGAUCCCUUUAAUGCAUCCUUUUAGUUGAAGUGCAAAUGUUUUGUUGAUUUUAAAUUUAGCAGUUGCAUUUCACUUUUUAAAUUUGUGAAUUGGUAAAAAUUUACUUUUGCGACAAAAAGAUUCAAAUUACCUUUGUAACUUUUCACUACUUUUCAUCACACCAAAGUUCCCAAAGUUGCAUUUCCCCCCUCAAAAUCAUUACUUAAAAUUUUCACAUCACUUUGUGUGACUUUCCAUUCUGUUUAUUUUCAUAUCUUUUAAAAAGAAAAAAUGCUCACGGGUGCUAAGAUGAACAGUUUCACAGACACCACAGAAUUCUGAUGUCAUACCUGAAGCUGCGGUCAUUAUCAUCACACACACGACAGCUGAAACUCACUGCAUCAUAGUCUUCAAUGGAGUUCUCACAAGCUUUUGUAUACCUGAAUUAAUGAUGUUUACAUUUUUUAUACAUAUGAAUUUCUACUGUGCGAAUGGAUCUGUAUGACCACUGUUCUUAUGUUUUUGACAAAUCUGUGCAGAACUGGAGGUGAUGGGUAGAUGCUUUAGAUGUAUUGUUAUGUUCAAGUUAAGAGUGAUGGCUUUCUGUUAGACCGAUCAGAAUAGAUGUUUUAUAUGAAUUAUAUGCAUGAUCUGCUUCCAAAACACAAAUAGUUAUACAUUUUCUGGGUGUAAGAUUUGUUUUUUGUUUCUUUAGGAUGUUUGUUUGGGCCUAAAACAGGACAGUGUUUUUAUUGCACAUAUAAGCUGCAUGAGAAGAUGCAUUGGAUGUUAUUUUGUCAGGACUUGAUGCUGUUUAUUUAUUUUAAAUCUGUGGCACAUGUUCAACAAUACAUUUCUUGUCUGUUUUUAAGGUUUUUUGUUUACUGCAAACCAUUUCGGAUCCGUCAUUGUGCAACUUUAUGCAUCAGGCUGCUGUAUUCGCAAGCUAAUUUGUAGAUUUUUAAUAGGAUGUAUUUUUUUAUAUUUGAAUGUCAGACAAUCGUUUGCAUGCUGCAUGUUAAGUGAAUACACGGUAAGCGUUGGCAUGGCAACGUGAGUGCAAUAUGUGUUCAGUGGUUAAGUAUAACCAACUCUUUGAAUUACAGUAAUGUGAUUAAAAGCUUAAUGUCAUGCAGACCCUGUUGUGACAUCUUAUCCCUCUGGAAUCACAGACUUCUGUGGAUGAAGUGUUUGCUGUCUACAAUGCUGUUAAAAACCACUCUAAACCUGUUUAGACAUAACUGUCUGACACACCCACUGUUGUUACAUUCACAGCAGUGAGAUAUUCGUCAUCUUUAUAUUCUCUUGUGCUUUCUUCCAUUUUUCAGAAGUGUCAAGAAUUAUUCAUUCUUGGUCUGUGUUUGUAAAAAAAAGUUUUUAUAAAUAUUUUUUAAUAUUGUUAUAACUGUUUGUCUUACGUUUUGUAAUAAACCAUUCACUGAUUUAAGAGGGAA